UGGGACAAAGAAGGUGUCGUUGUAGUGUUGUGAGAAGUCCUUGGACGUGAGAUGAAUUUUCGUUCCCACAUUUUUUCAGAUCGGCCUACCUUUUUGAAAAAGUUCUAGUGGGUUAUAGCAUCAUUUACAAACUACACUGAGUCGUGUAUGAAUGCAGUUUGGAGAAAUGGGAGCUGAUAAAAGGAUUAGUCGGACAGAACGUAGCGGUAGAUAUGGCUCUGACCAGUCCCGUGAUGAAUCAGAAUGGCGUGACAGACGGGAGAGAGACCCAGAGCGUGAUCACAACAUGCGUCGCUGGGGAGAAGAGAGACGCAGUGAUCGCUUUGAAGGAGAUCGUCGAGCAUCAAGGGACAGUCCAGAGCAAAGAGAAAGGAAAAGGCGAAACAGUGAUAGAUCAGAAGAUGGUUAUCACUCUGAUGGCGACUACCCAGAGCAAGAUUACAGAAGGGAUUCUGGGGAGGAGAAGAAGAGCAAGACUAUCAUGCUCUGGGGUCUGCAGCCUCAUGUCACUGAAGACGAUAUAUGUUUUGCCAUUGACCAACUGGAGGGGCCACAGCCAGUGGAUGUCAGGAUGAUGAAGAAGAAAACAGGUAUAAGCCGUGGUUUCGCCUUCGUGGACUUUUAUCACUUGCAAGAUGCUACACGAUGGAUGGAGACCAAUCAGAAACGCCUGACGAUCCAAGGCAAAAGCGUGGACAUGCACUACAGUCACCCCAGAAACAAGUAUGAAGACUGGCUCUGCAACACUUGUGGCCUGUACAAUUUCCGGAGGAGGCUGAAGUGCUUCAGGUGUGGAGCAGCCAAAGCCGAAAGUGAAACCGGCAAUAAUACUGGAGCCUCUGAAACUCAACCCACUGGAGAUUUCUAUGGCGACACAAUCAUCUUGAGAAAUAUUGCUCCUCUGACCACCGUCGAAGCCAUCUUGACAUCCCUGGCACCAUAUGCUAAUCUUUCUUCAAACAACAUCCGCCUUAUAAAGGACAAGCAGACAGGCCAGAACAGAGGUUUUGCCUUCGUACAGCUGUCCUCUCCUCUGGAGGCCUCUCAGCUGCUAACCAUCUUACAAGGACUGCAGCCGCCUCUUAAACUCGAUGGAAAAACAAUUGGGGUGGAUUAUGCUAAGAGUGCUAGAAAAGACCUUUUACUACCUGACGGGAAUCGUGUCAGUGCCUUCUCUGUUGCCAGCACAGCCAUUGCUGCAGCCCAGUGGUCCUCAAGUCAGCCACAGCAGAGCUCCGAUGGAAUGUCAGAGUACAGCUACCUACAAGAGGGCUAUGCUCCACUGUCACAGGAUUAUCAGACGUACUACCAGCAAGGAGCAGGAGCCAGCACCUCCCAGGGGAAUGGGAUUCUAGGAGCUGCCCCGGCUGGUGUAAAGCUUGUACCAACUGCAGCUGGAGUAGUAAUUGCGCAGGGUGCUCAAGUCUACCAGCCUCAUAUAAUUGGGCAGCCAGCUGUUCAGGCUUUGUCAUUUGCUCAACAAUUGGAGGCAAAAGCCCACACAGGACUUCUUCCAAGCAUUGAUGCUGCGACUGUGCCUGUUGGCCUCAUAGCUGCUGCCACGGUUACCGCUGCCAGUACAUUCGCAGCCUCAGGACAAACAGCUGACACCGGCACUGCUCCAGAUACGUCCACCUAUCAAUACGAUGAGUCCUCCGGCUACUAUUACGAUCCCCAGACCGGCCUCUACUAUGAUCCAAACUCUCAGUAUUACUACAACUCCCAGACCCAGCAGUAUCUCUACUGGGACAGUGAGAAGCAGACAUACGUUCCCGCCGCAACUGACGCAAGUUUUGGACAAAAUGAUGCAUCGGCACCAGGCAGCAAAGAAUCUAAAGAGGGCAAGGAGAAAAAGGAAAAGCCCAAAAGCAAAACGGCUCAGCAGAUUGCUAAAGACAUGGAACGCUGGGCUAAAAGUCUCAACAAACAAAAAGAGAACUUCAAGAGUAGCUUUCAGCCGAUUAGUCAAGAAGAGAGGAAGGAGGCAGCAGCUGCUGACGCUGGCUUCAUACUGUUUGAGAAGAAGCAGGCGGGAUGUCUAGACAGACUCAUGCCAGAGUUGCCAAGAGGCCCUGAGGAGGAGCCACCAACCAGCUCAGUCAACACUUCUAAGUGUGGCCUUGUGGCAGCCUACAGUGGAGACAGUGACCCGGAGGAAGGGGCAGCAGAGUCUGAUGGUGGAGGAGGCACAGACAAGCUGACAGACUGGGAAAAGAUGGCCUGCUUGCUGUGUAGGAGACAAUUUCCCAACAAAGAGGGUCUGAUUCGACACCAGCAACUCUCAGAUCUCCACAAGAAAAACCUGGAGGUUCUCCAAAGAUCCAAAAUGACCGAAGCAGAGCUGGAAGAGUGGGAGAGAAAAGAAAGCGAGUUGAAAUAUAGAGACCGUGCAGCUGAGAGGAGAGAAAAAUAUGGCAUCCCUGAACCCCCAGCCCCCAAAAAGAAGAAGUUUGCUCAACCCACGCCUGUCGUAAACUAUGAACAGCCCACUAAAGACGGCCUCAACAGUGACAACAUUGGGAAUAAAAUGCUGCAGGCCAUGGGUUGGAAGGAGGGUAAAGGUCUCGGCCGCAACCAACAGGGCAUCACUACACCAAUUGAGGCUCAGUUGAGAACAAAGGGAGCUGGACUUGGCACUAAAGGCACCAACUACACUCUCUCUGCUUCAGACACGUACAAAGAUGCAGUGCGUAAAGCCAUGUUUGCACGCUUCACUGAAUUGGAAUGAGCCGUUAGUCUUGGGCUCACAUGAUUUAUCAUCAUAGCCUUCAAUUGAUUUGUUUCUUUUUGAUGUGGAACUCUACCAUAUCUGCAUCAACAAAGAAAAGUGAAUGAGUAUGGCAGGAAAAGAGGUUCUCCUCAAUGAUUUCACUCUGUUUGAUGCCUUUUAUCAGAAUGGUAAUAGCAAUAGAAAAAAAUCUGUAAUGGUGGGAUAUUAAGAUGGUGAAGAAUAUAAUUUAUAAGUUGUACAUAGGCAAAGUAAAUUCACUUCCCUCGGUUACAUGUUUCUUUUAUGUUAAUGCCAUUUUUUUUUGUCUCAGCAUGUUAAAGAUUGUACAGUUUAUACAAAAAUCUUGUCUGUUUGUACAGAAAAUAAAUGACAUACAUGAUUAA
Messenger RNA from Centropristis striata (black sea bass), 3114 nucleotides. RefSeq names its product RNA binding motif protein 5 (gene rbm5). Gene Ontology annotation, molecular function: RNA binding. Lineage: Eukaryota; Metazoa; Chordata; Actinopteri; Perciformes; Serranidae. Gene Ontology annotation, biological process: mRNA splicing, via spliceosome. The record is from RefSeq and is a predicted model, not a curated record. Gene Ontology annotation, cellular component: nucleus. The coding region runs from base 152 to 2728 and encodes 858 amino acids. The transcript is spliced from 25 exons.